GCUACGUGUGGACUAGGCCUGAGUGUUUUUCUUUAUAUUAUUGUCUCUUGUCUCGGUUCCCUACAGCGGCUUUGUGCUUUUAAAUAGUAGUUGGAUGGCGUUGUGUGUAGUCCCAGGGCCAGCAUUGUCGUCGCUCCUCCCUCUCGUGGUUUAGAGUUUUAGCCUAUUUUUAUCCCGACCUGGGUUGUCUUUAAUAAAUCUCCUGUGCUGUAUCUUCUAAAUAAAAUUGUUAAACUUGUGACUAAGCCUCUGCUACGGUUUUAGGAUGUAAGCAUCCAACCCUCUAGGUCACAUUUAGUUUAUCAGCAAAACAAAGUUUAUUUGGGGGUGACUUGCUCUUUAAAGGUCUGAUUUUGUGUCGGCUAAAGUCUGGCUGUCUGUCUGGGGGUCGUUAAAGGCGACGCGUCGUUGUCUGCCGCCGCAGAAAUCCGACCAGAACAAGUCCGUUUAAAAAUGCUCCUGAAAGUUCGGGUUCUGGAUGACCAGGCGGGUCGGGCUGCCCCUUUCUCUCCCACAGACUGGAGCUUUGAGGGCGGCAGAGACUGAAACGAUGCAGUCGGUGUCCAUGGAGGUGGGAAGCAGCAGAUCAGGUGGUUCUGUGGUUCAGGUGAGCUUCCCCAGCGCUCAGACGUCUGUUCUGGACAGCCUGAACCGUCAGAGGGAGGACGGUAGUCUCUGUGAUCUCUCCAUCCACGUCCAGGGACACGUGUUCAAGGCUCACCGCUGCGUCCUCGCUGCUUCCUCGCCGUACUUCCAUGACCAGGUGCUGCUGAAGAACAUGUCUACCGUCUCCAUCCCGGCCGUGAUGGACCCGCUGGCGUUCGAGAGCGUCCUGAGCUGCGCCUACACGGGUCAGCUCCAGAUGCUGAGAGACGACAUCGUCAACUACCUGACGGUGGGUAGCGUGCUGCAGAUGUGGCACAUCGUGGACAAAUGCACCGAGCUGCUGAGGGAGGGUCGAGCUGCAGCUGCAGGAGGUGGAGGAGCGCUGCAGGAUGGAGCAGGAGGAGGUGAAAGGUCAGCCGUCGCCGGGUGUAGCAGCAGCAACAGCGAGGGUGGUGCCAUCAGAGCCGCUGGUGCCGGUCAAGUCCAGGUUGUGGAGUCCGACGAGGCCCAGCGAGCCCCCCCGCCCCCCAGCCGGCCCUCGGUGAGUGAGAGCCAGUCCCCCAGCAGCACCAACUACUUCAGCCCCCGAGACGGGAGCAGCUUCGGGGGAGGAGGAGCUGCUGCAGGGGGGGCGUCGAUGGAUGGAGGCAGAGCCAGCAACACCCACAGCUACUGCACCCCCUCGGGAGGAGAGGAGGCCCUGCUUAUUGAAGAGGAGGAGGAGGAGGAGGAUGAAGAGGAGGAGGAGGAGGAGGAGGUGAUGUACCACCAAAGGAAGAGAGCAAGAGGAGGCGGCAGUGCGAGGAGGAAGAAAGGGAGCAGCGUGUCGGAGCAGGAGGUGGGAGUCAGCGACAGCUUCGGCGUUUCCUCCUACCAGGACGGGGAGGACUCGGAGACGAGUCAGCCAAAGCGUCCCACCUACAGCCAGCCCAGCAUCAUGCCCCGGAAACAGUGGGUGGUGGUGAAAACCGAACGCAGCGAGGACGACGACCUCAUCGUGGUGUCCGGAGAGGAGGGGGGAGAGGACGAGGAGGACGAGGAUGAGAGGGAGAUGGAGCUGGCCCAAGAACGGGAGAGAGGCAACUUCAACAUUUCCAACAUCAGGAACCUUUCGGCGGAGCUGGGGGGGCGAGCGGAGAGCAACAUGGACUCACAGAUGGACUACUGUCAGUCUUCUGAGGACUACCUGAAGUUUGAAGGCGGUCUGAUGGAACAGACGUUGGCUCAGCACCUUCAUGACAGCUCUGCGGGUCAGAACCAGAACAGCAACCGGGCCGUUUCAGCCCUUCUGGGCCAGGUUCAGUCUGCAGCCUCGGCCCGGGCCCAGCUCUUCCCUCUGGACAUGCAGGGGAACCAGAUCCUGCUCUACAGCCAGGCCUCCGGACACCCCCUGGACCCCGCUGCUGCGCCUCCUUUAGGGACGAUGGGAGGAGCUUCGUUCAAAGGGCCCAGUUUGGAGCACGGAGCGGUCCACCUGCAGCCCGGUUUGGGGGUGGAGGGCUCGGACAGCGGAGGGGUUGGAGGCGGGUGCAGUGGGAGCAGCUCCGGUGGGUCGGCGAAGGUGUUCAUGUGCCACUGUGGGAAGACGUUCACCCAUAAGAGCAUGAGGGACCGGCACAUCAACAUGCACCUGGACCUGAGACCCUUCCACUGCCCCGUCUGCUCCAAGAAGUUCAAGAUGAAGCACCACCUGACGGAGCACAUGAAGACCCACACCGGCCUCAAGCCCUACGACUGCCUCGGCUGCGGCAAGAAGUUCAUGUGGCGCGACAGCUUCAUGAGGCACCGCUCGCACUGCGAGAGGCGGGGCGGGCCGGGGGAGGGAGGGGGGAGCGGGGACAGGGGGAGGCGAGCAGCAGCAGGAGGAGGAGGCGAGGAUGGGCCUGAUUUUAGCUCCUCCCCCCACCUCCUCCCGUCUGCAGGUGAGGGAGGGACCAGAGGAGGAGGGGGAGGAGCGUCUGCAGCUCUGACACAUCGGCACGGCGGCGUUACAGGAAGUAGUAACAGCGUAUCUGGAGCUGGGGCGCUGCUGGGGGUCGUCCCUCAGAAUCCGGGUCAGGAUCAGGGGUCCGGAAUGUUCGGAGGCCUCGGACUGGGCCGGGAUGUGUGUGAAGUCAGCGCUGAUGAAAGCAGCGUGACUUAAAGCAACCAGCGUGACGGACCUGGGGGUUCUGAUGGUUCUGCUGCUGAGUCCGGUCGUUUGAGGGCGGGAUGAAAACCGGAAGCUUCUGUUCUCGACCUGCUGAAUUUCCGAUUCUUCCUUUUGUUUUGUGAAGUUUCCAAAACGGUUUUAUUUAUUUGCUGUCGAGACGAGAAGACUUUAAAGUUUCCUCCCGUAAACAAACCGGCUGAUCUGGAGUCAGCUGGCGAUUCAAGAAAAGUCCCAAAACGUUCCUGAACUUUAAACCCAACUGCUGUUCUGUUCCGUGGGAACGUUCCGGUGUCGUUAGAGUAGGAAAACGUUCUGAAUUGCUGUGAUAUUCUGCUGUGAUGUAUCGUGACCUGUCGCUGUGCUCAGAUUAAAAACUAAUUAGAAACAGAAAAAUAUAAUAAUUCACAUUUUUAAACAUUUCAAAGUUCUCAAACAUGAAAACAGAAUUUUGUACACGGAGGAUGUUUUCCAGAUGUUUCCCUCACUGGAGCAGCUUCAGCUGGUGGGGAAAGGCCAGGACUGACAUGAACUUAAACUGAUCCUGAAACAGUUCAGCUGGGAAGCAAAAGCUCACGGUGUUUAUUCUGAUGUGACUUUUCUUAAUUAGCCGUUUCUAACAUUUGCACAUUGAUGAGAUUAAUAAUAUUGUUGUAAAUAUUCAGAAAUCAUCAGAAUUAAACAUAUUUUAGUUUGUUUUGUUAUUAAAGGAAGUAAAAAUGUUCCUGAAACUGCUGAGUUCCUGGUUGACGUUUGCAGAGGCGCACAGUGUCCACCAGGGGGAGUUGUCUAACCAGUGCCCCCUUGUGGCCAUGGCUGGUACUGUUACUGACUCAACAACCAUACCAUUGUUGGUUUUUGUGAUUUAUUUGGCUUUAUUUCCACAUUUGAACCCAGUAAAGUUUAUAAAACAUAUUUUUGUGUUGCUGCAGAACAAAUCAGUAAAGGGCGGAGGUAAACCCCCACAGGACCUUUUCAUUUAAAAGCCUUCAGAGAUUUUCCUUGCAGAGCUGCAGGUUUGCUUUUCUACCUUCUGUGAAGGAUCAGAUUUCGAGCUGCAGGUUCGCAGCUCAGGCUGCUGAUCUGUUUCCUGUGCGUGAAUGAGAUGAGUGGGAUGGUGUUGCUUAAUCCCAUCACCUGUUUGCAUUUAGAGAUUAAUGAAAUCAGAUUAGAACAAACGGGUUUUCUGGCAGAAAUGUGAAUGGUUUUGUUUUUAAAAGGAAAUCUUGGACUUAAGUGCAGCAGCCUACAGGAGAGAUGGAAAUAAUCCUCUAAUUUGAUCGUUUACAUUAAAAUUCACCAUUUGACUAAUUUAAAAAAUGAAAAUCUUUAACCCCAGAUGGAAGAUUUAAGGUGUUUUUCUUCUAAAUCCUUCAGUUUUCAGAGCUGUUGAUGCUUCUGUAAGCUAAAGGGAAUAAAACCAGACAUGGUUCAUGUUUACGUUCACAUGCUUUUUUUGCUGUUCCUGUUUUUUAAGGAGGAUCUCAGAAAGCUCAGAUCUGCUGCUGAAAAUAAAAACUGAUUUUAUUUUUGUACAUUUAAACAACGAAACACGACCAACAUCCUGAUUGUUGUAAUGGUGUGAAAUCCUGCAGAGCAUCGAUAUUAACCUCUUGUUCCUGAUUAAUAAAUUAUUUAGGGAAGAUAA
Molecule: messenger RNA, 4403 nt
Organism: Nothobranchius furzeri (turquoise killifish)
Lineage: Eukaryota; Metazoa; Chordata; Actinopteri; Cyprinodontiformes; Nothobranchiidae
Gene: zbtb22b
Product: zinc finger and BTB domain containing 22b
Biological process (GO): regulation of transcription by RNA polymerase II
Molecular function (GO): RNA polymerase II cis-regulatory region sequence-specific DNA binding; DNA-binding transcription factor activity, RNA polymerase II-specific; protein binding
Source: RefSeq, a predicted model, not a curated record